Alligator sinensis (Chinese alligator) is the source of this 4097-nucleotide messenger RNA. It is a transcript of the gene PRPF6, whose product is annotated as pre-mRNA processing factor 6. Gene Ontology annotation, cellular component: catalytic step 2 spliceosome; U4/U6 x U5 tri-snRNP complex. The record is from RefSeq and is a predicted model, not a curated record. Gene Ontology annotation, molecular function: protein binding. NCBI's taxonomy places the organism in Eukaryota, Metazoa, Chordata, Crocodylia, Alligatoridae. The transcript has 21 exons. The coding region runs from base 23 to 2947 and encodes 974 amino acids. Gene Ontology annotation, biological process: spliceosomal tri-snRNP complex assembly; mRNA splicing, via spliceosome.
AGCACCGCCUCCGCUUCCCAAAAUGGCCGCCGCGGCCGCUUCCUCUUCCUCUUCCUCCUCAGGCGCGGGCGGCUCCAGCUCGGCCGCUCCCUCGGGCUUAGCCGCCGCCAUCACGGGCACCAUGAACAAGAAAAAGAAGCCGUUCCUGGGCAUGCCCGCGCCGCUGGGCUACGUGCCGGGCCUGGGCCGCGGCGCUACGGGCUUCACCACCCGUUCGGAUAUCGGCCCGGCACGUGAUGCCAAUGACCCAGUGGACGAUCGCCAUGCUCCGCCGGGGAAGAGGACCGUCGGGGACCAGAUGAAGAAAAACCAGACGGCGGACGACGAUGAUGAAGAUCUGAACGACACCAAUUAUGAUGAGUUUAAUGGCUAUGCUGGGAGCCUGUUCUCAAGUGGUCCUUAUGAGAAGGAUGAUGAGGAAGCGGAUGCUAUUUAUGCAGCAUUGGAUAAGAGGAUGGACGAAAGGAGAAAAGAGAGAAGAGAACAACGGGAAAAAGAAGAAAUUGAAAAGUACCGUAUGGAACGUCCCAAAAUUCAGCAGCAGUUCUCCGACUUGAAAAGGAAGCUGGCAGAAGUCACAGAAGAAGAGUGGCUGAGCAUUCCGGAAGUUGGCGAUGCCAGAAACAAGCGUCAGAGGAACCCACGUUAUGAGAAGCUGACUCCUGUACCUGAUAGUUUCUUUGCUAAACACUUGCAAAGUGGGGAGAAUCACACUUCUGUGGACCCCCGACAGACGCAAUUUGGUGGCUUGAACACACCGUAUCCAGGGGGGCUGAACACUCCUUAUCCAGGAGGAAUGACACCUGGACUAAUGACACCUGGGACAGGCGAACUGGAUAUGAGGAAGAUUGGCCAGGCCAGGAAUACUCUGAUGGAUAUGAGAUUGAGCCAGGUGUCUGACUCUGUGAGUGGCCAAACCGUGGUGGACCCAAAGGGAUACCUGACAGACUUGAAUUCUAUGAUUCCAACACAUGGCGGAGAUAUCAAUGAUAUCAAAAAAGCUCGUUUGCUUCUGAAGUCUGUCCGGGAGACCAAUCCUCACCACCCCCCAGCAUGGAUCGCUUCAGCCCGCCUGGAAGAAGUCACUGGCAAACUGCAAGUAGCUCGCAACCUCAUCAUGAAGGGGACAGAAAUGUGCCCCAAGAGUGAAGAUGUUUGGUUAGAAGCUGCUCGGCUGCAGCCUGGGGACACGGCGAAGGCCGUGGUGGCCCAGGCAGUCCGCCAUCUUCCACAGUCUGUCCGAAUUUAUAUCAGAGCAGCAGAGCUGGAGACAGACAUCCGAGCAAAGAAACGUGUCCUCAGGAAAGCCCUUGAGCACGUUCCAAACUCAGUGCGCUUGUGGAAGGCCGCAGUAGAGUUGGAAGAACCUGAAGAUGCUAGGAUAAUGCUAAGCCGUGCUGUGGAAUGCUGCCCAACUAGCGUGGAGCUGUGGCUUGCUUUGGCAAGGCUGGAGACAUAUGAGAAUGCUCGCAAAGUCCUGAAUAAAGCCCGUGAGAACAUUCCGACAGACCGGCACAUCUGGAUCACGGCUGCCAAACUGGAAGAAGCCAACGGAAACACUCAGAUGGUAGAGAAAAUCAUUGACAGAGCUAUCACGUCUCUCAGGGCAAACGGGGUGGAAAUCAACAGAGAGCAGUGGAUCCAGGAUGCAGAGGAGUGUGAUAAAGCUGGAAGCGUGGCAACCUGUCAGGCGAUUAUGCGAGCUGUAAUUGGGAUCGGGAUUGAGGAGGAAGAUCGGAAACACACCUGGAUGGAAGAUGCAGAUAGCUGUGUCGCUCACAAUGCUCUGGAAUGUGCUCGGGCAAUUUACGCUUACGCCUUGCAAAUUUUCCCCAGCAAGAAGAGCGUGUGGUUGAGAGCAGCCUACUUUGAAAAGAACCAUGGAACUAGGGAAUCUCUGGAGGCACUUUUGCAGAGAGCUGUGGCUCACUGUCCCAAAGCAGAAGUGCUGUGGCUCAUGGGAGCUAAAUCCAAGUGGCUGGCUGGAGACGUGCCUGCAGCCAGAAGCAUUCUGGCCCUGGCUUUCCAGGCCAACCCCAACAGCGAAGAGAUCUGGCUGGCUGCCGUGAAGCUGGAGUCCGAAAACAAUGAAUACGAAAGAGCAAGAAGGCUGCUGGCGAAAGCCCGUAGCAGUGCCCCCACCGCGAGGGUCUUCAUGAAGUCUGUGAAAUUAGAAUGGGUGCUGGGGAACAUUGCUGCUGCCCAGGAACUCUGUGAGGAAGCCCUGAAGCACUAUGAAGACUUCCCCAAACUGUGGAUGAUGAAAGGGCAGGUAGAGGAGCAAAAGGAACUAACCGAAAAGGCUCGAGAAGCCUAUAAUCAAGGGUUGAAGAAAUGUCCCCAUUCCAUCCCCCUGUGGCUCUUGCUGUCAAGGCUGGAGGAGAAAGUUGGGCAACUGACCAGAGCAAGAGCCAUCUUGGAGAAGUCCCGCUUAAAGAAUCCGAAAAAUCCCGACCUUUGGUUAGAGUCUGUGCGAUUGGAAUACAGGGCUGGACUGAAGAACAUCGCCAAUACGCUGAUGGCCAAGGCUCUACAAGAAUGUCCCAACUCGGGAAUCCUUUGGUCAGAAGCAAUUUUCCUGGAGGCAAGACCUCAACGGAAGACCAAAAGUGUGGAUGCUCUGAAGAAGUGCGAACAUGACCCACACGUACUGCUGGCUGUGGCUAAGUUGUUCUGGAGCGAGCGCAAAAUAACCAAGGCCCGGGAAUGGUUCCAUCGAACAGUGAAGAUCGACUCGGAUCUGGGGGAUGCCUGGGCUUUCUUUUACAAAUUUGAGCUUCAGCACGGCACCGAGGAGCAGCAGGAGGAGGUGAAGAAGCGCUGCGAGAAUGCCGAGCCCCGCCACGGAGAGCUGUGGUGUGAAAUGUCCAAAGACAUCGAGAACUGGCAGAAGAAGAUCGGAGAGAUCCUCGUGCUUGUGGCAGCCAAGAUUAAAAAUACCUUCUAGAGCAUGCUGCCUUCAGCUCUGUCAGUCACCGUGGCAGGACUUGGCCUCUUUGCUUUCCGUGCUUUCAACACAUUCACCUGUGAUAGCAGCACAGUAACAUAGAACAAGCAAAGGGAGUGGGUAGGAACAAGAGGAACCUUGGGUUUUCCAGAAAAAACCCCCAAGGAGAGUCAGUUUUUCCCCACUCCAGGAAUGGCACUACAGGCAGGCGUUGCUCUGGCAUACAUUAGAUCCAUCUGUACUGAAAAGUGCCAGGGUGGGGGCAGGAGUGCCAAGCUGUGAUUGGCAUUGCCACUCGAUUUUUGUCUGCACCCAUUCUGCAGAUUUGGAGCUGUGAGUGUUGCUUGUUCAGUUUCCAACUUGGUCUCCCUUUUGGUGUCCUCCCUAAGGUGGGGUCCCUUCUUAUCACCCUCUUCUUCAGUUGCCUGGUGGUGUUUCCCUGCGGCUGAGUUCGUCAAGGAGAUGGUGAUGAACAUCACUGAUAGACAGGGAAUUGUGGGGUGACAGGAGGGUCUGAGAACAGUUGUGUGUUGGUGUGACCAGGGUAGAUGGGCACUGCCUUUGUCAACAGGAUAGAGCCCUGGUCAUGUCUGGGAAGAAGGAAGAUUUUAGUCGACUGGAUGUUUUGUGACAUUCAAUAACUAACUUUUUACUUAAAAAGACACUUCCCCCCCAACUCUGAUUUUAAAAUGCCUGUAAUGUAUGCAAUAUUUUUAGGGUUAUGUCAUUGAACACCACAGUAGAACAAAGACAACAUGGUGAAAACAGUCCAAGAGACCAGUUGAAAAAGGAAGAAGCUUCAUUAAUUAGAGCCAUUACAAGGCCUAGGCUUUCUGACAGCUGAAGCUGCUUCUCCCACUACAAAUGCUGUGGAAGUAGCUUCUCCAAGCACAGUUGGAAAAAUCUUACUUGUAGCUGGAGGGAUUCUUAGUGAGCACAGAUCUGUGUGUUUGUGGCUGCCUUGAAGUUGUCUUAUUUCAUGACUUGCAUAUAAUUUUUUUAAGACUUGUGAUCAGGGCCCCUUUUGACCCGAAGAGGCUCACUUGAAUUCUUGUGAUCCUCCUUCGAAUGAAAAGUCGUCUCCACCUUGAAGGACUGUAUCUGUUUUGUACUUGCUGACUGGAGUGGUAAAAUCAUCUGUUGCAUUUGA